AUGAUCGGUUUCGACACCCUGAUCUCACUGGUCGAUACUGUGGGAAGAUAUCUGAGUCUGGGCGAUGUUUUCGAACCGGAACGUUGUGCGUCAGAACCGCGUUAUCUUAUUUUGUACAUAAUAACUGACACGGCCUCAUCCGUGCUAGAAUUGACCGAAUCGAUUCUAAUUGUGUGUAAGUAUCCAAAUACUGCGAGAAUUCUUUUCGGAUGCCUUAUGCCAAUGAAAGGCACGUCGGACGGUCCAGGCCCAAUAGUCAACGUCCUUGGAUCAGAUUUGAUGUCGCAACAGCAGAAUUCCAAGCACUUUGAUCAUCUGAUCAAAAGUUGGGGCCAUCACCAAAAGCUAGCGAGGCUUCAUCGCAUGGGUACUUUGAUGAAAACACGAUAA
Molecule: messenger RNA, 390 nt
Organism: Ostertagia ostertagi
Lineage: Eukaryota; Metazoa; Nematoda; Chromadorea; Rhabditida; Trichostrongylidae
Source: the annotation of a GenBank genome assembly